UGGGGAUGUCCUUUUGGAGAAAUUAUUUUAUGAGGGCUGGCCCUACGAUUAGACAGAGUGUGGCAGCGGCCGUCUUGGGCAGCCAAUUUGGGCUAUGUUGAAUGAGGAGCAUUCAGAUCAGUGUCUUUUAAAAACUGCUGGUGAAGGAAGCACAAUCUGUGGAAUUCCCCCCCCCCUUCUGUUUUAAAGCGAUUUGCCUGGCUUUAAGUACGGUACUCUGCCGGGCACCAUUUGUGAUUGCACCGGAAGCAGCAAAAUGGCAUGGACUGACCCUUAUUUUAGGGUGUGAACAGCACACCUGUGGGGUCCAUACCAAGAGAAAGAUCCACAUGUGCCCAUAUUAUAACAGUUCCUUUAUUUGGACCAAUUGAUAGACCAGAAAACAUCUUCAUGGCCUCUCAUCCAAAUCUUUCACACCUUCUCCCUGCUGCCCGGUUGCGUCAACUGGCCCGUGACUGGCUCAAAGAGGAUGCUCCCAGCUUUGACUAUGGUGGUUACGCUGUAGGUGAUCAUCAGGAAUGUGCUGUUCUCCUGUGUAAGUCCCCUGGAGUCUUAGCUGGCUUCCCUUUCUUUGAGGCCAUAUUUGCUGAAGUGGGCUGCUCUGUGGAGUGGCUCCAGUCGGAAGGAACGUGGGUGGAUCCCAUUACCCGUGUGGCCGAAGUCCGUGGGUGUGCCAAAGACCUGUUGUUUGGAGAGCGGGUAGCUUUGAACUGUUUGGGCCGGUGCAGCGGUGUGGCCACAGCAGCGGCAAAAGUGUGUCGGGUGGCCCGGGAAGCUGGCUGGCAUGGAGAGGUGGCUGGGACAAGGAAGACCACGCCGGGAUUCCGCCUUGCAGAGAAAUAUGCUCUGCUGGUGGGAGGAGCUUCUUGCCACCGUUAUGACUUGGGGAGCCUCAUCAUGUUGAAGGACAACCACGUAUGGGCAUCUGGAAGCAUCACACAGGCUGUCCAGAGUGCCCGGCGUGUUGGAGGCUUUGCCUUAAAGGUAGAAGUUGAAUGUCGCUCCUUGGAAGAGGCUCUCGAAGCUGCAGAAUGCGGCUCUGAUAUCAUUAUGUUGGACAAUUUUGCUCCUGAGGACUUGCACCCCACAGCCAGCACCCUGAAGACCUCCUUCCCCCAGGUGACUGUUGAAGCCAGCGGAGGCAUCACCGAAGAGAACGUGGCCCAGUUUGUGGGCCCCAGUAUUGAUGUGGUGUCCCUCGGUUGCCUCACCCAGUCAGCUAGAGUUGUCGAUUUCUCCCUCAAGAUCCUCCGGGACUCAGUUCCUAAACCACCUCUCCGGAAUUUUGUCUUCUGAGGCUUCGGGAUGGGGGAGCCAGUCCCAUUCUGGGGGGGUGGGUGACUGUCCUUUGGAGCAAUGGGGGCUGAAAUAGGGGACAGGUUAUAUCCAUGGUUCAGAGUCUGCCGAACAUCACCCUGUUAUGUCAUGCCUGAACUUUUAAGAAGUCCUGAGUCAAGAUAGUAGGCGAUGACAGUUUUUUUCUGGGCAGAGCUUGGAAAGGCUACUUUGUUCGGACUACAUGGCCCAGAAUUCCCUGGCCACUAUGGCCUCUGGUUCUGUAGCUUAAAAGAUAUUAGCCACCCUCUCUCCAAGUUCUGUCCUGGCAUCUUUAACAUGUGUGAUCUCCUCCUCCUAUGGCUUCUCCUGAGGCAGGCAGGUUUUCAUGAGCUUGUCAAUUAAACACAUAUUUUGAAAAA
Pogona vitticeps (central bearded dragon) is the source of this 1697-nucleotide messenger RNA. RefSeq names its product quinolinate phosphoribosyltransferase (gene QPRT). Gene Ontology annotation, cellular component: cytoplasm. The record is from RefSeq and is a predicted model, not a curated record. Gene Ontology annotation, biological process: quinolinate catabolic process; NAD+ biosynthetic process. NCBI's taxonomy places the organism in Eukaryota, Metazoa, Chordata, Lepidosauria, Squamata, Agamidae. Gene Ontology annotation, molecular function: nicotinate-nucleotide diphosphorylase (carboxylating) activity.